CCUUUCUCAGUUGCCUUCUUCCCCUCUCUAUCUCCCCUCUUCCAGUCUCACUUAAUCCUUACAACACAACAGUUCCUCGUACAAAGCAUGUUGAGAAUUGGACUCAGAAAUGGCAUCAUAUUUAGAGUUUCACUUGCUCAGAGAUUUUAUAACAGGGAUUUAUCGACACAAAAUGGAAGCAGGCUAGAAGGCAAAGUAGCAUUGAUCACAGGGGCAGCAAGCGGUAUCGGCAAGGCGGCGGCGGCGAAAUUCAUCAGUAACGGUGCCAAAGUUGUCAUUGCUGAUAUAGAACACCAACUUGGGAAAGCAACAGUCGAUGAGCUUGGACCAAAUGCAACUUUUAUUCACUGUGAUGUAACAAAAGAAUCAGAUAUCUCAGAUGCUGUUGAUUUUACCAUCUCCAAACACAAACAACUGGAUGUUAUGUCCAAUAAUGCAGGGGUACCUUGCUACUCGCCUCCGAGCAUUGUCGACCUUGACCUUGCAGUUUUCGACAGAGUCAUGGGUAUCAAUGUACGAGGAGUCUUGGCUGGGAUCAAGCACGGCUUUCGUGUGAUGAUCCCUAGGGGAACUGGCUCCAUUCUUUGCACAAGUAGCGUAACCGGAAUGAUGGGUGGACUAGCUCAACAUACUUAUAGUGUAUCGAAAUCUGCGGUUAUCGGAAUUGUUAAGUCCAUGGCGGCAGAGCUAUGCCAGCACGGAAUCCGUAUCAACUGCAUAUCACCUUUUGCAGUUCCGACCCCAUUUACACUAGAUGAGAUGAGCAAGAUCUAUCCACACAUUGAUUCUGAGCAACUUGUCAAAAUGAUACAUAGGUUUGGUGUGCUAGGCAAAGCAACAUUGGAACCAAGUGAUGUAGCUGAUGCUGCAGUCUAUCUUGCAUCAGAUGAUGCAAAGUAUGUUAGUGGGCAUAAUUUGGUGGUAGAUGGAGGUUUUACAUCAUUUAAGAGAUUGGAAUUUCCUUCACCAGAUAAGGCUCAGUAAAAUUUGAAGAGUAUAAAUGCCUGCUCAAAGUAUGUGGUAAAUUUCAAAUUUGUUCUGGUUCUUUGCAGUAUGGAGAACCAACACUAGAUUUAACACAAAUGAAUUUCAGUA
Molecule: messenger RNA, 1095 nt
Organism: Hibiscus syriacus
Lineage: Eukaryota; Viridiplantae; Streptophyta; Magnoliopsida; Malvales; Malvaceae
Product: short-chain dehydrogenase reductase 3c
Exons: 3
Coding region: 88-984 (298 amino acids)
Molecular function (GO): oxidoreductase activity
Source: RefSeq, a predicted model, not a curated record